This is a messenger RNA of Tuber aestivum (summer truffle), 780 nucleotides long. The record is from the annotation of a GenBank genome assembly. NCBI's taxonomy places the organism in Eukaryota, Fungi, Ascomycota, Pezizomycetes, Pezizales, Tuberaceae.
AUGCCGCUACCACCAAUAGACACCAUCCUCAAGCACUUCUCCGCAAACCACGCGCUCCAUAUCCGUCCAACUUACCUGCAAACUCUGCUAACCUCACUCGCAUCGCAGCGCCAAAUUCCCACCGGGCCUGCCCUAUUUGGCUGGCUCAAGUUCCGUAUAUUAUCCUCCGAUAUUACGGACUCUUUGCAACCGUACGCAAACCUCUGCUUUCCGGUAAAUAUUACCGAUGGGGACGUUCAGAGUACUCCGCUCCCUGGGCCUGUUGCGGUUCAAGUCGUGGGGAUAGAAGAUAUGGGGACCUCCAAAUUCAACCAGAUUGAUCGGAUCGAGAUGGGCGAGAGGGGAGAAUUCAUGAAGGGCAAAGAAGUCAUAAGAGUAGUCCCUGAAGAGGAGGGGGAUGAGGGUGUGUCCGGUGGAGCCCUUGGCAGGCCCAGGGUGGCUACUGCAAAAACUGGCCCUCAUAAGCUGCUUGUGGAGGACGCCGGGGGGAGGGGAGUUUAUGGAAUCGAGCUUCACGAUAUACAGGGGGUUCAUGUUGAUAUGCCGAUGGGAACUAAGGUUCUUUCCAUAAAAUUCCUUCACCUUCCCGACACGAGAUCUCACUAACGGUUCUAGCAGAUGGUCCUGAAAAACGUCACCGUCUGCCGGGGGGUAUUGCUCCUAGCUCCCGCCAACACUCUUGUCCUUGGCGGAAAGGUUGAGACGCUCAAUCAGCAAUAUCUGGCGAACAGAAAGCAAGUCCUAAAGGCUGCUCUCGAAAAAUUAAGACCUCAGUCAUGA